AUGGCAACAACGAGUAAGCUGUCAUUUCGGGCAAGAAAUUUGGAUGCGACGAAAUCAAUGCCCGUAUAUUGCGCUGAUGAAUUACCCGACCUGGCUGAAUGUACACCGAUCAAUCGGGCAGUGGCACAAAUGCCAACGGGUAUGGAAAAAGAUGAAGAAAAUGAGUCUCAUUUGCAAGAGGCAAUCCUUGCGCAGCAGGCCAGUACAUCGGGUAUUGCUGUAGAAAAUCAUGUCAUACCAACGCCAAAAGUUUUUACUGUCGAUUGCGGAUACUAUGAUGCAUUAUAUCCAGUACAACCAGCACCAUCUAUCAAUCAGCUCAUCAAAGUACAAGCUUCAUUAUCGCUUGGAAACGAAGAGCCUGAUUAUGAUAUCGAUAGCGAGGAUGAAACAUGGUUGGCUGAACGUGGCGGAUUUACUGCAGAGAGUGAUUUCGAAAAGAUGAUGGAAUUGCUGGAAGGUGCCAGCAGCGGUUUGCAAAUAUGUCAGCCUAACGAGGCGCGGUCAUUGCUCAAAGAUUUCGAAACAGAUCUCGUUGAUGAUGUUUAUGAUUACUGGUUACAAAAACGCAAGGAUGCAGCAGCAUCGCAUAAGAUUGCCUCAUUGAUACCACGGGUAAAAACGGAUGCACGCCGAGAUGCUUCGGGUUCAGAUAUUGCUUAUGUUGCUUUUCGGCGGCGUUUAGAAAGAAUGCAGACUAGAAAAAAUCGUAAAAAUGAUGAAGAUUCAUAUGAAAAGAUACUGAAACUUGGCCACGAUCUAAGCAGGGUUGUCAUCCUCUUCGAUAUGCUUAGGCGAAGGGAACACACCAAACAGACUGUCAUAGGGCUAGAUGACAAAAUCUGCAAAUGUCGAUGGACUGUUUGUGACUUCAGUUGUGUUCUGUACAACCAUAUAUUGUCUAAAGUGAAAUUAGAACGAAAUGCGACGAUGAGUCCUACGGAGGAGUCGCAGGAUGAAUUGCCAAGCAGUAUAUCACCAACAAAAAUCAAAGGGCAGAAGCGGAAACGACAUUCCAGAACCUCAAUAGCUGACACGGAUAAAGAUCUAGUCAGUCGGGCGUGGUUGAAAAGAAACGCAGAGUUGUGGAAUAAGCCAGCAACUGCUGCGAAUGUACUGAAUGCCGGUGCAUCUCCAAGCACGGUUUCAACAGGUGAUGCGGAACGUAACGCAGAAGCAGCAUUGGAUGGCCGAUACACAUUUAAGAGACGACGUGGAUGCAUAUAUCGGUCCAGUUUAUUCUCGAAUCCACCGGAAGUUCCAAAGAUUAGUCCAGCAGAACGUUUCUAUCGAACAUUUAUGCCAUCUGCGAAUGGUGUACGUUGUAUUGGUUACGCAAGGCGAAGAAUGGGACGAGGUGGAAGAAUUAUAUUCGAUCGUGUUCUGCUUUCUGCUCCUUCAACGUCACAGUCCGCUCCGGAUCCACCUUUCAGUUCAGUUAUCGAUACCACAAAGAGUUAUCAAUGUAAACUGGUGGAUGUUGAUAAGUAUGAUAAUGAUUCUUCGGAUUCUGAUGAGAAUCGUAAAAAUUGGAAUGAUGAAGAUGAGCGAGAAUACAGGAGGCAAGAAGAGCUUUAUGCGAGGCGAAUUUUUGACAUAUCUGAUACCAGUUCCACACAGAAACUUCAAAGUGGCGUGGGUCGAGAUGGUACGUCGUCGCGAGGUACCGGUGAACAGGUAGUGGUGCUUGGUGAAGAUAACGACGGGUCAGCUUCGGGUAUUGGACAAAAUGUCAUGUCAGUCAAUGGUGUUCGGGAACCAGAUCGUCUGCGGGUUGUUAAUUUGCAACAAAAUGGGCCGCCAUUAAACGUUGGUGCAAGAUCGGUCAGUGACUGCGGCCUGCAGCCCGUUUUGCUGACUGCAUCUGUUGCUGGGAAAGUGGAAAAAGUGGCACCAUUACUGAAUGCAUCGUCUGUAAAUUAUCAACAAAAACGGGUACAUGAUCAUUCCUUACGCAUUUCGUCACAAAUGUCGUUAUCAUCCGAAACUAGCGAAUCAUCCCCGGUUUUUUACACGCAUCUCCCGCCACCGCUACCUCCAUCAACGAGGUUGCUGGCGACGGGAGAGCAGGCGGUACAUCGUCCUCCUCGAACGUUUGAAUUUGUCAACAGUUCUGGUAUGUUGAAUCAAGCUCAAACAUUGAUUGUAACUACGACGCAACCACCAAGGCAGGAUCAUCUGGAACGACAAAUUUUGGCUGUACCAUCUCAGGAAGUUAUCAUAAGUGGGCAAAAUAUUAGGCCACGAGCAGGUGGAAGGCGGAGGUCGUUUGCUUCUUCAAGCGUUUCACAGUUGUCAUCCCUUCCGCGCCCGGAAAUGAAUCUGCAGCGUUUAAAUACUUCUGGUUUUCAUGCAGAUAUCGUAGCGCAAGCUACGCAUUGCGUUGAUACUAAACGACUUGAACUCGCGAUAAAAGGUUCCGGAGCGCGCAUUAAGCCCUCCCCGAUGAUUGCUCAUUCGCUUUUACAAUCCUGUCCACCGGAAACAAAGACGCUUCGAGAUCUUUUAUUGGGAAGCGGGUUAUCGAAUACAAAAACAGCGUUAAGUAAUGCGGCGGUCAUGCCAACGGUUACCAGAGCAUAUACUGUCCCACAAUAUGUACCUGUAGUUGGUGACACUCAUCGUUAUGUACCAUUCACUAAUGUGGUUACGACUACUUCUUAUUAUGUGCCAGUAACAGAUGUUUCCUCACCGGGCAGCGAAAGCAUGUCACCACCAACACCGCAUGCUAUGUCACCGGCAGUACAGAAUCAGUCAGCGCGGAAUUAUUUCGGAGUGACUGAGCCAAAAAUCCAAACACCUGUUGCGGUAGUGAGCGCUCGACCAUCUCUGAAUGGAACUCAGGUUGAUGCAAGACCGUUUCUGACGAGAAAAAGAGAUCUUACAGGUGGCGGCAGUACAAUAAACAAAACAAAUGGUGGCAAUCGCGAGCGUGAAACCUUCAGUUCUCCGCAGGUCGGAAUUGAGUUGCAAUCACACCAGGCUAAAUGCCGUGUUGGUAGUGCUUCAUCGCCUUUAAAUGCAAUGUUAGCUGCCGAAAAACCUGCUGAGGGGAAUGCUGUUAACCGAAACGGAGGAAAUUCAGCAGCUGCCGCCGCAACGACACCUGCAGUUGCGGAAAAAAUGUACCCAGAACCAACGGAGGCUGGAGAAAAUACUUUAAGCAACAAAGUUACGAAUAACCAUCGUGAUAUUGCUGCAUGUCAUGGAAUGGUUGUCAUUCCGUGGAAAUUUCCAAACGCCGAGGAAGCGUAUCGUGUCGCGGUGUGGUUUGCUUCUCCCCUUGCUACAAUGGUUGCAUUGUGGGUCCAGGCAAUUACCUUACUAGUCGUAAUGAUACGAGUUGGGAAUCACGUUGUUAUCCAGAAAAUGGGAGGUGAACAUUUACGCGUGUGUAAAAUAUCGCGAAAAACUAAAAUUUUGAUCGAAAAAUUACGAUUUGAAAUUGAUGGCGCAAUUGAUCAACCGUUCGGACUGUUUGAGGUUUCUGCGGGAAAAUUGACACGUGUUACACCAGAAAGUGUUACGGAUAUUGCUGCUACAUUCGAUUUUGAUACAGUUGGCACAAGUUCAUCAUCCAAAUUAAAUGGUAUCAGUAGCACAACGAAUAAUAGACGAUCAUCAGCAGAAGAAGCAAGUAGCGAUAAUGCAGCACAAACAAGGCAGAAAGUGACGCAGGAUGAAAUAAUCAAAAUGAAAGAUACAGGCGUACCAGCGGAGCAGUUGAUAGCAAAAUUGGUCGAUGGUAGUGCAUCAUUUUCCGAACGCACGGUGUAUUCACAAAACAAAUAUAUCAAUAAGAAAGCAAAGAAGCAUUCAGAUCACGUUUAUCUUUUAAAGCCGACUCUACGCUUAAUCGCUGAAUCUUACUAUAAGAAAGAUCCUGAAAGAGUCGCACAUCUAAGAAUCGAUUUGUUAUCUCAUCUGUUGGCUCUUAGUGGCAUACACUACGGUUCACGUUGUGUUGUCUUUGAACAAUGUUUGGGUUUGCUAACGUCAGCCGUGUUAACACGUUUGGGUGGGUCAGGUGCUUGUAUCCAUCUACAUCGUGGAAAUAUAGCACAAGCGAUUCCGUGUGUUGAUAGUAUGGAUUUUGAUAAAGAGAUUAGUUCCGUAUUUUUGCCAUUGUGCAUAUCCAGUUUGUUGGAAAAAUCUAUGGAGGAAACUGAAGAACCUAUGAAUUUUGAUGCAAAAGAAUUUGUCACAGUGGCAGCCUGCGAUAAAAAUCAGGAAGCAGUAAUUGGAGUGGAUGGAGAAGAAAGUUUGUUUAAGAAGGAUGAAGAAACAGAAAAAUACCAGAAGAAAAACGAUGAGGAUACUGCAUAUAAUGAUGAUGGCGAGAAGGAUGAAUCAGCAGUUACUGAUAGCUCGCUAGAAAGAAGAGCUGAAAGACAGCGCUUGCAAAGACAUGCUUGGCAUUUAAUGCAAAAUGGUGAAAUUGAAAUAUUAUUUAUUGCUAGUAAAAAUAUCAAUCCGGUGGAAAUUCUGGAAAAAACAUGGUCAUUUUUGCGUUUAUCAUCAACAAUUGUUAUUUAUUGUCCAAUCGCUGAGCCACUAUAUUCCGCAUAUCACUGGUUGAAAGCAAAGCAUGCGGUACAAGUACACGUUGUGGAUGCUUUUUAUCGUAGUCAUCAAAUCAUACAAGAUCGUUCUCAUCCGAUUAUGCAACAAUUUAUCACCGGUGGUGUUAUUCUUUCUGCAAUUAAAGUGGAACAGAGAUGA
Molecule: messenger RNA, 4722 nt
Organism: Brugia malayi
Lineage: Eukaryota; Metazoa; Nematoda; Chromadorea; Rhabditida; Onchocercidae
Exons: 26
Coding region: 1-4722 (1573 amino acids)
Biological process (GO): tRNA methylation
Cellular component (GO): tRNA (m1A) methyltransferase complex; nucleus
Source: RefSeq, a predicted model, not a curated record